UCGCCCCAAGUAAUAUUCCUUUGGAAUCAAAAGAACCGUUUCUUCUUCUUCUUCUUCUUUUUUUUUUUUGGGUUUUCUUUUUCGGGGUUAGGUUUUAGCGAUGGUGUUCACUAUAAAUACCCACGUCUUACUAGUUGUAGAAUCCACGCCAAGAAUUGAUUUCGGUAGAGCUGCGAGACACACGAUAGGGUUUGUUCUUCUGGGCCAUUGAGAUUUUCUUAACAAUGUCUAGAAUUGUGGUGGUUUUCGACUUCGACAAGACCAUUGUUGACUGCGAUAGUGACAAUUGGGUCGUCGACGAGCUCGGUGCCACCGACUUGUUCAAUCAGCUUCUUCCCACCAUGCCUUGGAACUCUCUCAUGGAUAGGAUGAUGAUGGAGCUUCAUUCACAAGGAAUAACCAUUGAGGAAAUUGAAGAGGUUCUGAAGAGGAUUCCUAAACAUCCCAGAGUUGUUCCUGCCAUUAAAGCAGCUCAUGCUUUAGGGUGUGAUUUAAGGGUUGUAAGUGAUGCAAAUAUGUUCUUCAUUGAAACAAUUUUGAAGCAUUUGGGAAUAAAGGAGUGCUUCUCUGAGAUUAACAGUAAUCCUGGCUAUGUUAAUGAAGAGGGAAGGUUGAGGAUUUUGCCUUAUCAUGACUUCAACAAAGCUCCCCAUGGCUGCACUCUCUGCCCUCCAAACAUGUGCAAGGGUCUGAUCAUAGAGAGGAUUCAAGAUUCAAUAUCCCCUGGAGAAAGCAAGAGGUUCAUCUAUCUUGGUGAUGGAAGUGGGGACUACUGUCCAAGUUUGAGGCUGAAAGAGAGAGACUUUGUGAUGCCAAGGAAGAACUUUCCCUUGUGGGACUUGAUAUGCAAAGACCAUUUGCUUGUGAAGGCUGAGAUCCAUGAUUGGAGUGACGGGGAAGAGCUUGAGAGGGUUUUGAUUCAGUUGAUCAACAAGAUCUCCAAGGAAGAAAAAGCAUCUCAGCUCAUCUCACCUGAUUGCAAGUUGCAGACUCUGUCUGUGUAUGUUCAUGAGGCUCUGCCUCAAUCUCUCCUCCGAGUUCAGCAGUAAUGGCUGAUUCAAUAAUGAAUUAACAUCUUUGAAAAUGUAACACAAUUCAAAGAGUCCUUUAAAAAAAAAAAACACUAAAUCAGGUUUAACUGAUGUGUCUAGUGGUGUAACUGGUCCAAGAAGGACUGUAGUUAUAGCGUGCAAUAAUUAAAAGAAAUUACAGAAUUCCUGAUUCAGAAAGGAGCGUGGACAAUUGUGAGAUUCUUCUCUUCAUCUCUGCCAAUCUGCCAUACAAUUGUUUUUUCUUGUUUGGCAUUUUUGAAGAGUGUGGUGUGAGAAGGGUUAUCAUCAACGGGGUCAAGUGAGAUGACUCUGUUUUUCUUGUUGCCCCUGAUAUGAAGUAUAAAAAAUGAUUAAAUGAAGUUAAUCAUUUCCUCUCUAAA
Molecule: messenger RNA, 1432 nt
Organism: Prosopis cineraria
Lineage: Eukaryota; Viridiplantae; Streptophyta; Magnoliopsida; Fabales; Fabaceae
Product: inorganic pyrophosphatase 1-like
Exons: 4
Coding region: 225-1049 (274 amino acids)
Molecular function (GO): phosphatase activity
Source: RefSeq, a predicted model, not a curated record